AUGCAAGUCUGGAGGCCAAGAUUGCCGACUUCGGCAGUGUCUAAGGCCUUCAAACAUGACAAGGACACACAUGUAUCCACAAACACACUCCUUGGUACCUAUGGAUACGUUGAUCCAGAGUACCUGGCAACGAUGCAACCAACAACAAAGAGUGACGUGUACAGUUUCGGUGCCGUGUUGCUUGAAUUCUUCACCGGAAGACCAGCUAUAUUGCCAGAGUCUCCGAUGCCCAUCAGCAUCGUCCAUUGGGUGAGGUCCCAGCUAGCGGAGGGCAACAUUGAGAGCAUGGUGGAUGCGCGCAUGCAUGGUUGUUAUCAUGUGAACAGUGUGUGGAAGGUGGCAAACAUCGCUCUGGAGUGCACCGCACAGGUGUCGCUGGAACGGCGCACCAUCAGCGACGUGGUGGUGCAGCUCCAAGAGUGCCUCAAGCUCGAGGAUUGCUAUGCAAGCAGUGACAUGAGCAGAGGCUUGUACACCGGAAGUGGAAGCCAUGAUCCAAACUUGAAUAAUGAAUCUCAGGACAGUGUUGCAUUAGAGAUGGAGUAUGUGUCUAGAAGGAUGGCAACAAGGACCACAGAUCCUGUUGCACGUUGA
Triticum turgidum subsp. durum (durum wheat) is the source of this 594-nucleotide messenger RNA. NCBI's taxonomy places the organism in Eukaryota, Viridiplantae, Streptophyta, Magnoliopsida, Poales, Poaceae. The record is from the annotation of a GenBank genome assembly.